GCGGGAGGAGCGGAGCGAGCGCAGCGCCGGGCGCAGCCUCCAAUGAGCUGCGGAACCCGCGCCCCUGAAGACCCGAGCCCUCUGCGCCCCCUCCCCACGGCUCACCUGGUGUCAGGUAAGGUAACAGGUCUGACCUCACCCCACGGACAAUGGCCUUGCCCCCGUGAGCUAGAGCCCGCCCCUCGGCACCUGCCCCCUCGCCAGCCAGCAGGAUGCAGCUGUGGAAGGCGGUGGUGGUGACCCUGGCCUUCAUGAGCAUGGACGUCGGCAUGACCACGGCCAUCUACAUCCUCAGCCACCUGGAUCGCAGCCUGCUGGAGGACAUCCGCCAUUUCAACAUCUUUGACUCGGUGCUGGACCUCUGGGCGGCCUGCCUGUACCGCAGCUGCCUGCUGCUGGGAGCCACCAUUGGCGUGGCCAAGAACAGCGCCCUCGGGCCGCGGCGGCUUCGGGCCUCCUGGACGGUCAUCGCCCUCGUGUGCCUCUUUGUGGGCGUUUACGCCAUGGUGAAGCUGUUGCUCUUCUCCGAGGUGCGCAAGCCAGUCCGGGACCCGUGGUUCUGGGCCCUGUUCGUGUGGACUUACGUCUCGCUUGCCGCUUCCUUCCUCCUCUGGUGGCUGCUGUCCACGGUGCGGCCGGACGCCAAGGCCCUCGAGCGGGGGGCCGAAGCCGAGGCCGAGGGCUUCCCUGGGGAGGACCGGCCCCCGCGUGAGCAGGCGUCUGGGGCUACGCUACAAAAGCUGCUGUCCUACACCAAGCCUGACGUGGCCUUCCUCGUGGCGGCCUCCUUCUUCCUCAUCGUGGCAGCUCUGGGAGAGACCUUCCUUCCCUACUACACCGGCCGGGCCAUCGACGGCAUCGUCAUCCAGAAGAGCAUGGAGCAGUUCAGCACGGCUGUCAUUGUCAUGUGCCUGCUGGCUAUCGGCAGCUCAUUUGCCGCAGGUAUUCGGGGAGGCAUUUUUACACUCAUAUUUGCCAGACUGAACAUUCGCCUUCGAAACCGUCUGUUCCGCUCGCUGGUGUCUCAGGAGAUGAGCUUCUUUGACGAGAAUCGCACAGGGGACCUCAUCUCCCGCCUCACCUCCGACACCACCAUGGUCAGCGACCUGGUCUCCCAGAACAUCAACAUCUUCCUGCGGAACACGGUCAAGGUCACAGGCGUGGUGGUCUUCAUGUUCAGCCUCUCGUGGCAGCUGUCCUUGGUCACUUUCAUGGGCUUCCCCAUCAUCAUGAUGGUGUCCGACAUUUAUGGCAAGUACUACAAGAGGCUCUCCAAAGAGGUCCAGAACGCCCUGGCGAGGGCCAGCAGCACGGCCGAGGAGACCAUUAGCGCCAUGAAGACAGUGCGGAGCUUUGCCAACGAGGAGGAGGAGGCCGAGGUGUACUCGAGGAAGCUGCAGCAGGUGUACAAGCUGAACAGGAAGGAGGCGGCAGCCUACACGUACUACGUCUGGGGCAGUGGGCUCACCCUCCUGGUAGUCCAGGUCAGUAUCCUCUACUACGGGGGCCACCUCGUCAUCUCCGGGCAGAUGACCAGCGGCAACCUCAUCUCCUUCAUCAUCUACGAGUUUGUCCUGGGAGACUGUAUGGAGUCCGUGGGCUCUGUGUACAGUGGCCUGAUGCAGGGAGUGGGGGCCGCCGAGAAGGUGUUCGAGUUCAUCGACCGGCAGCCAACCAUGGCGCAUGAUGGCAACUUGGCCCCUGACCACCUGGAGGGCCGGGUGGACUUUGAGAAUGUGACCUUCACCUACCGCACUCGGCCCCACACCCAAGUCCUGCAGAAUGUCUCCUUCAGCCUGUCCCCAGGAAAGGUGACCGCGCUCGUGGGGCCCUCGGGCAGUGGGAAGAGUUCCUGUGUCAACAUCCUGGAGAACUUCUACCCUCUGGAGGGGGGCUGCGUGCUGCUGGACGGGAAGCCCGUCAGCGCCUAUGACCACAAGUACCUGCACCGAGUGAUCUCCCUGGUGAGCCAGGAGCCAGUGCUAUUUGCCCGCUCUAUCACGGACAACAUCUCCUACGGCCUGUCCACCGUGCCCUUCGAGAUGGUGGUGGAGGCUGCACAGAAGGCAAAUGCCCACGGCUUCAUCAUGGAGCUCCAGGACGGCUACAACACAGAGACUGGGGAGAAGGGUGCCCAGCUGUCGGGCGGCCAGAAGCAGCGGGUGGCCAUGGCUCGGGCUCUGGUGCGGAACCCACCCGUCCUCAUCCUGGACGAAGCCACCAGCGCCCUGGAUGCAGAGAGCGAGUACCUGAUCCAGCAGGCCAUCCACGGCCACCCGCAGAAGCACACGGUGCUCAUCAUCGCGCACCGGCUGAGCACGGUGGAGCGUGCGCACCUCAUCGUGGUGCUGGACAAGGGCCGCGUGGUGCAGCAGGGUACUCACCAGCAGCUGCUGGCCCAGGGCGGCCUCUAUGCCAAGCUGGUACAGCGGCAGAUGCUGGGGCUCGAGCCCGCCUCCGACUACUCAGCCGGCCACAAGGAGCCGCCGGGCAGCGGCGGCGGUCACAAGGCCUGACCGGUGGGGCGGAGGCCCUGGCGCCUCGCCUGGCAGACGUACCCGUGGGGGCUCCCCCCUCCCCCCGCUGCCCUCUGAGCCCAGGCCCACAGCACCGGAGGGCCACCUGCCAUGUCCCACGUGUCACCGCUUCCUGCAUCUUGCCCCCGAUUCCUGCCCCGUCGCCUGGGCCACCACCAGCCCUCCCCUGCUGCCACGAGCCACCGCCUCCAGUCGGGGCAGCGGAGACACGUCUGAUCUCUCCAUCUGGCCUCCCAAGGCUUCUAAGCGAAGGUAGAGCUACCUUUUUAAACCAAGAUCUUCCCAGGGUUUUUUUACUGCUUGGUUUGAUGGGCCCCAGUCAACUCCUAGAUUUCAAAAACAGUUUUUUCAUUGGGAGUAACGAUGGGCAAGGUCGCUGAGAUGUUCUAGAAACUUCUGAGCCAGGAGUGAAUGAUCUUUCCUAAUAGCCUGGGGGAUGUCAGGGGAGAACCAGGCCUCUGCCCCUUCGCCCCUCGAGAGAAGGGGCUUCCCUGUCCCAGAAGGGGGACACAGAGGAGGGGACUUCCUCUCUCACUCUUCCCAGCUUCAUGAGUCAGGCCAAGGUCAGCAGGGGCAGUGGAAGGCACCUGUCUGCCCAUCGUCCCUGCCGCCCUGCCAAAUCGAAGCCAGUCUCACUGUGAACCACUACUACUGACCUUAACUGGGGGAGUGAGGGGCUGGCCAGGCCUGGCAGAGACUCAGGGUGUCCCCAGCCCUGCACCCAGCUCGAGCCCCUCGGCCCUGCCUCAUCCCCUGCUCCUGUCCCCCACCCCCACCCCUGCAGCCCUCUCCCCCACACCCGCCCCUGCUGCCCUGCUCUUCGGAGGCCUUUGGCAUGUUGGAUGUUUGGCAGACGCAUUCUCUUCCGUGUCUGGUGGAUGGGGAUGGGACAGCGGCAAAGCUCAGGCUCUGGCUUUG
Messenger RNA from Lynx canadensis (Canada lynx), 3455 nucleotides. RefSeq names its product ATP binding cassette subfamily B member 9 (gene ABCB9). The coding region runs from base 213 to 2516 and encodes 767 amino acids. The record is from RefSeq and is a predicted model, not a curated record. Gene Ontology annotation, biological process: transmembrane transport; peptide transport. NCBI's taxonomy places the organism in Eukaryota, Metazoa, Chordata, Mammalia, Carnivora, Felidae. The transcript has 12 exons. Gene Ontology annotation, cellular component: lysosomal membrane. Gene Ontology annotation, molecular function: ABC-type oligopeptide transporter activity; ATP binding; ATP hydrolysis activity.